UUUCAAUGCGUAGUCUGAUACGAGCUUUAAGCCCGUAAGUGCGAGUGAGACAAUAGGACACUGCGCUGAUUGGACAACAUUUUCAGUUGUCACAUUUAUACUAAUUUAUACAUCUAACGAGGGACACCAUUUCUGCCCUUGAGUGUACACGGUUUUUGCUCAUGUACAUUAUUUGUUAUCAUCUUCACUACGGUCGCUUGCGUCUCACUUGCUCGGUCUUUGCAUUUCUGUGUGGUUUAUUUAUAUCUAUUGCGUCUAGCAACUAAAUAACAGUGAGAUUUCUCAAAAAACAUUUUGUCCUGUAAGAAAAAGGAAGUUCGAAAAAGCGUUAACAACGUUGCGACAAAACUAAAAAGAAUUUGUGACUAUAAUUAACUGUGUGCGAGUAGAUUUGCUUAUAAUAUUUAUAUUAUAAGCAAUUUUCUCUACUAAAUUUAAUUAAAUUCAUUAUUUAAGGAAAAAUUAUUAUCAAAUAUAAAGAUAUUGAAGUAAGCAUUUUGAAAUUUAAAUUUAUUAUACUGCAUCAUUAAUAUGGCUGAUGACAAAAAAAUUAUCUCUUCAGCGGAUAUAUUUGAAAAUAGCAAUCAUCAUUGCCGAGCAAAAGUACUAAAAAAAUUCUGCUAUACUUGGAGUAUUGCUAAUUUUUGGGAAAUUUAUGAAUAUACUACUGAAUUAUAUUCUAGCAAUGUCAAAGAUUAUUUUACAUUUUAUAUGUCUAAUACAAAGAAUAGUUUGAAAUUUUAUGUUAUUAUAGAUAAAAAUAAAUCAAAACUUACAGGUUCUUAUUCUGUUUUUUUGAAGACUAAUGAAACAGACAUUAUGUGUACAUCAAAAUCGGUACAUGAAUUGUAUAAUGAGGAACUAUUAUAUGAACUACCCAUUUCCAAAUGGAAUCCGACAUAUUUAUCAAAUGGGACAUUUACAAUAUGCUUCAAAUUUCAUAUAUUUCAAAACUUAUUGAACAGUAGUAUAUACCAUACAUAUUAUCCAUUUUCGGGAGAGUUUUUCUUUGAUAUAAAUGAGAACUUUCUCUUUGGUAAACGUAGUCAGGACAAAGAAAUGUAUUCCUUAAAUAUAUAUGAUAUAAAAAAUCUUAAAUCAGUCUGUGAACAAUAUUUAAUUAUAAAUACAACAAUAAAGAAUGUUAUAGAACACUUCAAGAUUGCGCAUUUAAAUUGUGGAAAAGCUUUGGAAAAAUAUGCUAUAGAAUUUAUGAAAUUAUAUUUUGAAGAUAUCAACAAUAUCGCAGCUUUUAAAACUUUAGUGCUAAAAUAUACCGAAUUAUUAAAUCAAAUAAAAGAUGUUAAAACACUGAAAAUAAGCAGCGCAAAAUCAUAUAAAUAA
Molecule: messenger RNA, 1344 nt
Organism: Cataglyphis hispanica
Lineage: Eukaryota; Metazoa; Arthropoda; Insecta; Hymenoptera; Formicidae
Exons: 4
Coding region: 532-1344 (270 amino acids)
Source: RefSeq, a predicted model, not a curated record